Molecule: messenger RNA, 3756 nt
Organism: Zootoca vivipara (common lizard)
Lineage: Eukaryota; Metazoa; Chordata; Lepidosauria; Squamata; Lacertidae
Gene: GTSE1
Product: G2 and S-phase expressed 1
Cellular component (GO): microtubule cytoskeleton; cytoplasmic microtubule
Molecular function (GO): microtubule binding
Source: RefSeq, a predicted model, not a curated record
UUUGGCUUCUCUGCAAUUGGCUGCGGGUGGUGAGCGUCGCUUAAAUCCGCCAAUGAGGAGCGGGAGGGGCGGGGCGGUCGUUUCAAACGCUGCCGCGAGAAGCUGCACCGAGCGGACUCAUCUUCCUAAGCGUGUGGCUUCGCCCAGCCGUAUCAUGGAUGAUGAAGGGAAAACAACCUUGCAUUCAGAAUGUAAAAUGAUGGAAGCCAAACCCAAUGAGUGUGUGAAUAAUGAUUUUCACCAGCUGUCUGAUGAAAAAUUUGACUUUGACCUUUCGCUGUCUCCUAUAAGUGAACAGGAGGAUGAAGUUUUUGUUGGGCCCAUGGGCCAUAAAGAAAAAUGCAUUGCGACGGCUCUUGAAGCAACAAAAGACACAAUUCCUCCAUCACCACUUGUGGAUGAACUAACAUGGAGCCCUGUUUCUGAGGAGAAAUUUGUGGAGAUUUUUAAGGAAGCUCACCAGAUAGCAGUCCAGAUACAAAGUGGAAGCAAAGCCAAAAGGAACAACGGUCGCCAGCUGGAAGAGAAUUUUGUGCAAGAAUCUAAAUCAAAACUGAAACUCCUUGAGAAAGGAAUAGUGAUGGAUAAAACCUCAAAGGAAGUUAGGAGAGAGACUUACUGUGUGUGUGAAAGUCCACUCUCCCCGUGGCCGCCUUUGUUUCAGAAACAUUCAAGGCAACCGAUUGCCGGGAUGGACAGCUCUCGUUCUCCACAGAUUCCUCUAAAUACUUCUAGUCCUGCCAGAAUGAGCAAAUUGCCCCACACACCGCUUGCAUCUUUAGCACAAGGGAAGAGUGACAAAACAAAUAACAAACCCAGCACAGUUCAGACUGUAAAAAAUGCAUCUGCAUUUGGGAAUAGUCUCUUGGCAGCGGGACAGCCAAAACAAGGGAAGCUGCCCGGUAUUUCCAGCUGGAAUAAUUUGAGCAGUAUGGAGUCGUCGGAAGAGCUAGUCUCUGACAAAUCAAGUCUUGCUUCAGAUGCAGGAGAUGCGUCCUUCUCUAACAGUUCAGCGGGGAAAGACAAGAGAACUCUUUCAACUUCCAGCAAGUUGGGGAUCAAGGCAACACAGCUGAAACGUCCUAGUAAUAUCCAUAUGCGAAGGAACACUUCAACUUCUUCUUCAUCCUCUUUUUCCAGCAUAAGCUUGAAUUCAAGUCUGUCCAUCUCUCCUAAGAUAGGGAAAGGUAAAAUAGGUGUUGCUUCUAAAGUUUCUGCACGUGGUUCCCGCCUGUCCUCUUCAGCAAGCAAGAUUGCUAUUGUUAAACCUAUGAAGGGGUUGUCUGUGCAGGCUUUCCAUUCUGAUGCACCUGGAAAGCAACAUGGGCCCACAAGUGCUUCGAAAACAAAUCCUCCAAUAAAUGCAUACAAAUACAGAGUUACAGAUAAGUCUGAGACGACCAGUGGGAUUUUGAAAGAGGACUUAGAUCCUAGUUUUCAGAAACCAUUGCAGAAAAGUAUAUUGGGAAACAGAACAGCAACUUCAAGUCCCAAGCCCAAAGCAGUACCUGCAGUCUCAAAGGAAGGUGUAUCUGAGAAUUUUGUUGCCAGAGUGUUACAACCAAUUGCGUCACUGUCUUGUGGUAAUGUUGGAAGCAAUGUUGCAGUUACCCCGCCUCGCAAACUAUCAGAAGACCGAUUGGUAUUAAAUACCUGUUCUGCUGCCAAGUCUGCUUUAUGGACUCCAUCCAACAGAAGGCAUUCUGCAUUACCUACUCCCAUUGGUCGGUGUACAUCGGGAAUUCCAUCACUAACCCCCAAAACGGUUCCCAAAGCAAUGUCUUCCCCCAAUCUUGUGUCUCUUCGGCAAGUCUCGAGUGUGUCAUCCAAAAAGACUCUAGCAGCUAGUUUCAAAUGGACCAGAGAGCACAAGACACGUGGGGCCUAUAGCUCAUCUUCAACAGAAGGGUCUCCCCCACCAGUUGCACCUAUUGCCCUUGAUUUUUCAACAGAGAAGUCUUCUGAAGAAACAGAACAGGACCUUUCCGAGCAGGAGAAACCAGCAGAAAGAACACCCACGGAGGAGACUUUACUGAUAGACAUUGGGAUAGAUAAAACACCACUUGCCACCCAGGAAUGUGAAAAUAAACCCCUUAUUGAUCUUUUUAAUACUCCUGAAAUGAUUCCAGUUCCUCUGUUGAAGCCUGUAGGACAGCCAAUAGAUCUGAGCUCUCCUCUCAUCAGUUUUACACCAGAAGGAAAUAAAGAGAACCUGGAUUCUCCUCUUUUGAAGUUUUGAUUUCUUGAGCAAAUCUCUUAACUUGGAAGAGUUUAAGCGCAAAAAACUGAUGUUUCUCUAAGCAGGGUGUGGGUGGGUAACAGACUAGUAAAAUAGACAUGAAGUUUUAAAACUGAACACUUGCCAAUGUAAUGUUAAUGUGUUAAGGAAUAAUAAUAAAGACUGCUUAAAUAUUGAUUACUCAGUACUGGCAAGAACUGAUCGCAAAUGCCUUGCGUGUUAAAAAUGUCUAGUUUUGCACAAAUUUGUCAAAUGUCAUGAAUUAAAAUAAAGCAAAUGCAUUCUAAAAUACAUAUUUUCAUGAAAAUAUAGUGGAAGCCUUUCUGAAUGCUUCCGCCAUUUCAAGUUUACAAUUCAAAGCACCUGCUAGGAUUUAUAACGUGCACACUGUACACUUAGGCAUUUUGGUCUGUAAUUUGUGACUGGAAACUCUGCAGUAACUUGAACAAUUUGGUGAAUGAUUAUUGAGAUUUACAGUAUUUGAAGCAGAACUGAUUUGCUGUAUUAUGAUUAGGAUGAAUUGGAACUGUCCAAUUUUCAUAAUGUGAAUUUUUGUUGCAUCAUAGCCGUAUUACUCUUGGAUCAGAAAUCUGAACAAGCUGAGAGCUUUUAUGCACAGUGAGCUCUUCCUGUUCCUGUGCAUCAUGCUAUCAAAUGAAGAGAAGGGAAUGACGGAUCUGCCUCUGACAUCUGUUCCAAACAUUUAUAUGAAAAUGAAUUUACCAGAACAGAUCAAUUCAAGCAAGGGGGCGGGGGAAUGGGUGACUUUUACAUCAUGGAGGAGAUUCCUUUUACAGAAAAGCAGGACAUUCCUCACUGAUAGUUUGUCUUAACUGGAUGCAACGAUGGACAAGUACUAGGCUGGUCUUCCCUUGCAGCUAGAAAUGUAGUUUUAAAAAAACCAAGAAAAUGGUAGUGACUUGGAAAGUAUGGAAAAGACUUUGGCUUCAGUAAGCAUAUUAAAGCAUACAUAGUUCUAAUUCAGCCUUAGCACAAAGCUCCCAGGUUGUGUCUUUACUGCCACCUUGGAAAGUCCUCCUCUGUGAAGGAGAAAUCUGUUCCCUCUCCUGCAAGCCUCCUCACUUGCCUACAUGAAUUCCUUGCUGCAUUUGGCUAACAGACUAGCUGUUAAAUACAAAGCUCUGGUUUAUUUGUUUAUUUAAUCCCUACAAUCCAAGUGGCUUUAAAAUAGUUGAAUCCUCUUGUAGCAUAUACACUGAAACUAAUAUGUAUCUUUCAGAAUCUAGGUGGAGAAACUGUGUGGGUAUUUAUUUUAAAGUAACACAAUUAGUAUUUUAUCUUUUCCAAUUAAGAAAUAAUGUAAGAAUUUAUAUAGGGAAACAGGAACCAAGACGUAUGGUUACAGGGCCCAGCAGAGAUCUAUAGGUUACUAUAUUAUUUCUAAUGGUUGUUUCAUAGUUUAGGUUUAAUAUAUUAUUGACAGAUUCAUAUCAACAACUGAUUCUAGACUAGCUGUGAAUUUAUAAAACGUAAUUUAACUAGCAGAACCAAAUUAA